This is a messenger RNA of Myotis davidii, 1801 nucleotides long. RefSeq names its product matrix metallopeptidase 28 (gene MMP28). Gene Ontology annotation, cellular component: extracellular matrix. The transcript is spliced from 6 exons. The record is from RefSeq and is a predicted model, not a curated record. Gene Ontology annotation, biological process: extracellular matrix organization; proteolysis; collagen catabolic process. NCBI's taxonomy places the organism in Eukaryota, Metazoa, Chordata, Mammalia, Chiroptera, Vespertilionidae. The annotation marks the transcript as partial. Gene Ontology annotation, molecular function: zinc ion binding; metalloendopeptidase activity.
AGUGAACAGGCACCCGAAGCUCCCUCCUCCACGCGAUUCAGCAAUGCCAUCAGGGAGUUCCAGUGGGUGUCCCAGCUGCCCAUCAGUGGCGUGCUGGACCCUGCCACCCUCCACCAGAUGACACUGCCCCGCUGUGGGGUUGCAGAUACUGACAGCCAGGCAGCCCGGACUGAGAAGGUCAGUGCCCUGUUCGCUGGACGCCGGGCCAAAAUGAGGCGUAAGAAACGCUUUGCAAAGCGAGGCAACAAGUGGUACAAGCAACACCUCUCCUACCGCCUGGUGAACUGGCCCCAGCACCUGCCCGAGCCUGCAGUUCGGGGGGCCGUGCGUGCCGCCUUCCAGCUGUGGAGCAACGUCUCGGCGCUGGAGUUCUGGGAGGCCCCAGCCACAGGCCCGGCCGACAUCCGCCUCACCUUCUUCCAAGGGGACCACAAUGACGGGCUGAGCAACGCCUUCGACGGCCCAGGUGCUGGCAGCCUCUCUCUCACAUGGCAGGAGGGGGACCCCCCGCUAGGAGAGGCCGCCUGUCGGGGGCAAUGGAGCAUUCGCUCUCCCUGUGGCCUUGCCCAAGCUGCAUCGCCCUCCAAAGAGCCCUCAGGCUCCUCAUCUAUCACAUGGGAACAGGACCUGCCCGAUUUUGUGCCAUGUGGCUGUUGGGAUGGUCAGAUGAGGUUCUGCAGGGAAGGUGCCUUGCAAACUCUAAAGAGCAUUAUCCUUUCGGGGAGAACCUUCUGGAAGCCGCAGGGGGGCUCUGUGACUACCCAGCUCCCAGGAAAGCUAUUCACUGACUUCGAGGCCUGGGACCCCCACAGAUCCCAGGGAAGGCGCCCCGAAACCCAAGGUCCUAAAUAUUGCCACUCUUCCUUUGAUGCCAUCACUGUAGACAGGCAGCAGCGACUGUACAUUUUUCAAGGGAGCCACUUCUGGGAGGUGGGGGCUGAUGGCAAUGUCUCAGAGCCCCACCCGCUGCAGGAAAGGUGGGCCGGGCUGCCCCCCAACAUUGAGGCUGCCGCAGUGUCACUGGAGAAUGGAGACUUCUACUUCUUCAAAGGGAGCCGGUGCUGGAGGUUUCGGGGCCCCAAGCCAGUGUGGGGUUCUCUACAGCUGUGCCGGGCAGGAGGCCUGCCUCGCCACCCGGACGCAGCCCUCUUCUUUCCUCCUCUGAGCCGCCUCGUCCUCUUCAAGGGUGCCCGCUACUAUGUGCUGGCCCCAGGGGGGCUGCAGGUGGAACCCUACUACCCCCGAGGCCUGCAGGACUGGGGUGGUGUCCCUGAAGAGGUCAGCGGUGCCCUGCCCCAGCCAGACGGCUCCGUCAUAUUCUUCAGGGAUGACCGCUACUGGCACCUGGACCAGACCAAACUGCGGGUGACUGCCUCGGGCCGCUGGGCCACAGAGCUGCCCUGGAUGGGCUGCUGGCAUGUGAACUCGGGGGGCGCCCUGUUCUGAAGGCACCCCCACCUCAUAGUGAACUUUGGGUGCUCUCAUGGCCAACGUGUGUCCCCUGCCCCAGGGGCAGAGCCUGUCUUGGAAGCCUCUGAGCCCCCCUGCAGAAGACACAGCAGAGAAGCUGGUUGGCGUUUGUUCCCUGGAGAGUGUGGCACUCAUUGUCUGGGCGCUGUUCCCCAGGACAUGGAAGUGGGGCCGGGAUCAACCCCAGGAGAAGCCAAAAAGGAUCCCAGACUCCACAGCCUCUUCCCCAAGGACUCUCUCUUCCCUCGGGCCUGGGGAUUUUGUUUUUUCUGCUAAAGGUGCAGGUCCUGCCUAUGAGGCAGCAGCACUGGGCAACCAGGGCGGAUGGACC